CUACCGCUGUAGUACUCAGUCUGUCCCACUGAGCUGUCAACACACAGCAACCCUCCACUCUGCCUCUGUUGCGACAACAUUUUUCUAUUAAACUUAGUCCGUUUUCCUCUUCAACGACGUUUUCCUUCAGAUAACAUCUACUCUCGUCUCACUAUGACUCGAAGGUGAUCUUCAGAGUGUCCAGGUGGUUCUGGGGUUCCAGGUUGGUGUGGUGAGAGAGCAAGCUAACUACGGGGAGGAGGACCGCCUGGGGCAUCGUGUCCCUGGCUUUCAAGUGACUAAGGGAGGGGCUCGGCAAACUGUUCUGCAGCAUGGAGAAGGAAGACCUGAAGGUCCUCAACAAAGGGGAAGAGGAGGAGAUGGAGCUGCAGGGCUACCGUCUGUGUCGUUGGCGGCUGGCCCUCGUGGGCCUCGGGGUGCUGUGUACAGGGGGCUUCCUCCUCCUGCUGCUCUACUGGAUGCCAGAGUGGUGCGUUAAAGCCACCUGCACCCGUACCACAGCCCGCGAUGCCGAAGUGGUAUUGCUGCGCUCCACGGAUGAGUUCCGGCGCUGGUUCCUGGCCAGGGUGCGAGUGAUGCUGGCCCCGGGGAGCAACCCCUUCCACAGCCUGGAGACCCAGACCACCUCCCCCUCCUCCCCUUCCUCUCCCUCCUGCCCCUUCUCCUCCCCCCCUUUGGCCAACGGACAUACCCCCCACCCCUCCGAUGGCAGCCCCGCUCAGGAGCUCAUCAGAAGAUAUGCCGACUACCAGCCCACACAGAUUCGCUAUUUUACCUUCCAUAGCACAAAGUAUUAUUGGAACGACGGAUUGCAGAACUUUGAAGUUUUAAACGGCCUGGAGGAUCUGCAGGUCAGCUGCUCCACCAUCCACUCGGAGCACAGUGCAGGCCUGACUAGGAACCAGCAGGAGUACAGGAGACUGUUCUUCGGAGUGAAUGAAAUUGCAGUGAAAGUGCCUUCUGUUUUCAAGCUGCUUAUCAAAGAGGUCCUCAACCCUUUCUACAUCUUCCAGCUCUUCAGUGUGAUCCUGUGGAGUGCCGAUGAGUAUUACUAUUAUGCUGUGGCCAUUCUUUUCAUGUCGGUCAUAUCCAUAGCUACCUCUCUGUACACCAUCAAAAAGCAAUACGUCAUGCUUCACGAUAUGGUGGCAGCUCACAGUAUUGUCCGUGUGUCUGUAUGCCGAGCCAACAAUGAUAUUGACGAGAUUUUGUCGACUGAUCUGGUGCCCGGAGAUGUGAUGGUCAUCCCCAGCAAUGGGACCAUCAUGCCAUGUGAUGCCGUGCUGGUCAGCGGCACCUGCAUCGUCAAUGAAAGCAUGCUCACAGGUGAGAGCGUUCCUGUGACAAAGACCAACCUCCCCAAUCCAUUGCCUGGGGAGAGGGGGGGGGAGGCUGACAGUGCCUACAACACAGAUGAGCAUAAGAGACACACGCUCUUCUGUGGCACCCAAGUCAUCCAGACCCGCUUCUACACAGGCGAACUGGUCAAAGCUGUAGUGGUCCGCACAGGUUUCAGCACAGCCAAAGGCCAACUGGUGCGCUCCAUCCUUUAUCCAAAACCCACCGACUUCAAGCUGUACCGUGAUGCCUACCUCUUCCUGCUGUGUCUGGUGGCUGUGGCUGGAAUUGGCUUCGUCUACUCCAUCGUCCUCAGCAUCAUGAACGAGGUGCCAGCUAAGACCAUCAUUAUUGAGUCCCUGGACAUCAUCACCAUCACUGUGCCACCGGCGCUGCCAGCCGCCAUGACAGCUGGUAUUGUGUAUGCCCAGCGACGCCUCAAACACCUUGGCAUUUUCUGUAUCAGUCCACAAAGGAUCAAUAUCUGCGGUCAAAUCAAUCUGGUCUGCUUUGACAAGACUGGAACUCUGACAGAAGAUGGGUUAGACCUGUGGGGAGUCCAGAGGGUUGAGAAUGGCAGUUUCCAUCUGUCAGAGGAAAAUGCGUACAAGCAAAAUCUCGUCAAGUCCCAGUUUGUGGCUUGUAUGGCCACCUGCCACUCUCUCACCAAAAUAGAGGGCCAGCUGUCUGGAGACCCGUUGGACCUCAAAAUGUUUGAGGCUACAGGCUGGAUCCUGGAGGAGGCCACUGAGGAGGAAACAUCUCUCCACAACCGUAUCAUGCCCACUGUGGUUCGACCCCCAAAACAGCUGUUGCCCACAGAGCCUGCUGUAUCAGCAGAGCAGGACAUGGAACUGUAUGAGCUCUCGUCAGCGUAUGAGAUAGGUAUCGUGCGCCAGUUUCCCUUUUCCUCAGCACUCCAGAGGAUGUGUGUGGUGGCUCGUCUGCUGGGGGAGAAACGUAUGGAUGCUUACGUGAAGGGGGCGCCGGAGGUGGUGACAAGUCUCUGCAAGAAAGAGACAGUGCCAGUAAACUUUGCAGAGGUUUUGGAGGGCUACACCAAGCAGGGUUUCAGGGUCAUAGCUCUGGCUCAUCGUCGACUUGAAUCUAAACUUACCUGGCACAAAGUCCAAAACAUCAACAGGGAUCACAUCGAGGCAAACAUGGAGUUCCUGGGUCUGAUCAUCAUGCAGAACAAGCUGAAGGCAGAAACUCCAGGGGUGCUGCAGGACCUCUGCCAAGCCAACAUUCGCACUGUCAUGGUUACUGGUGACAACAUGCUGACUGCUAUCUCUGUGGCCCGGGACUGUGGAAUGAUCCCUCCAAAAGACACAGUCAUCAUCGCUGAUGCCCACCCUCCCUAUGAUGGACAAGCCGCCAAGAUCACCUGGAGAUACGCCGACAGGCCAAACAAGACAUCUCGCCUGGAGGAAGUAAACAUCAGUCUUGAGGAUGUGUGUCACGUAGAUGAGCCCAAAACACAGGAAAUGUACCACUUUGCUAUGAACGGAAAGUCAUUUGGUGUCAUCGCCGAGCAUUUCCCUGACAUGCUUCAAAAGCUGGUGCUGCAUGGCACAGUGUUUGCCCGAAUGGCCCCAGACCAGAAAACCCAGCUCAUUGAGGCGCUGCAGGGCGUAGACUACUUUGUGGGGAUGUGUGGAGACGGCGCUAACGAUUGUGGGGCUCUGAAGAGGGCUCAUGGUGGCAUCUCUCUGUCAGAGCUCGAGGCCUCUGUAGCCUCUCCCUUCACCUCCAGGACUCCGAACAUCUCCUGUGUCCCCAACCUCAUCAGGGAGGGACGUGCUGCUCUCAUCACCUCCUUUUGUGUGUUCAAGUUUAUGGCCCUCUACAGCAUCAUCCAGUACAUCAGUGUCACUCUGCUCUACUCUAUCCUCAGUAACCUUGGAGAUUUCCAGUUCCUCUUCAUUGAUAUCGCCAUCAUCCUCCUUAUUGUCUUCACCAUGAGUCUGAACCCAGCGUGGAAAGAACUGGUGUCACGUCGUCCCCCAUCAGGUCUGAUCUCAGGGCCUCUGCUGUUCUCUGUGCUGACCCAGAUCCUCAUCUGCUUGGGCUUCCAGACAGUCACAUUCCUUUGGGUCCGACAGCAGCCCUGGUACUCGGUCUGGACACCACUGACAGAUGCCUGCAACGAGUCAUCACAUAUUAAUGUAUCGGACCACAACGAAACAGAACUGGACGACCACAACAUCCAAAACUUCGAGAACACCAGCCUCUUUUAUGUCUCCUCCUUCCAGUAUCUCAUCGUUGCCAUCGUUUUCUCAAAGGGCAAACCUUUCAGGCAGCCCAGCUACAAGAAUUGGCCUUUUGUGCUGUCUGCCUUGAGUUUGUAUAUUUUCCUGCUGUUCAUCAUGUUCUACCCUAUCAAAGAUAUCGAUGAGUUUUUCGAGAUUGUUUGUGUCCCGUAUGACUGGCGGUUUAAACUCUUCCUCAUCAUCUUGGUAAAUUCUGCUGUGUCUGUUUUGGUGGAGACCUUCAUCCUUGACAUCGUCUUAUGGAAGCUUGUGUUCAGCCGAGACAAACAGGGCAGCUUUGGCGUCACUCCUGUCGCCCCGACACCACAGGGGUUUAUUGACCUGCAGGCAUACAAGUGUCUGACCCGGCUGUGCUGCCCAGGCAAGAUGACACCCAAGGCUCGCUACAUGCAUCUGGCCCAGGAGCUAAGUGUGGACCCUGACUGGCCGCCAAAGCCGACUACCACCACUGAAGCUAAGAUCCGCCCAGAAAAUGGUUCCACCUAUCAAAUCAUGGCCAACUCCUAGCACCCCCACGCCCCCCUCACAGUGUCUAAUCUGUCCCUUUCAUACAGGAGGUGUGCAUAUGAUGUGUUCAUUGAACGCACAUUCAACCGAUUCAAAUGAAAUUUUCACAGUUUAAUUGCUUGUCGUUACGGUUCACAGAGACUUGCGUCUAAUACUGUAGUUCAGAGACGUUGCUGCAAAAACCUUAAGAUUACACAUGAGUACCAAAUAAAGUUAAGUUUCAGUUCUCUCAGCACUCUUGCGCUCUUCGACUCAACCACUCGUGCACACUCAGGUCUCACUAGCUCUUUGAAUAUAUUUAAACAUCAGUAACAGUAAAUGUUAUUCCCAUUCUUUGCUGCGAUAUCGUUUCCCUAAAGCUGAGCAGCAUUUAACCAGGCUGGGAGGAGGGGGUGAUCAGUCAGGUCGAAUACGAGCGUUCACCUCUUUAGAUUGACUGCAAAUGCAGAUUUAAUCCCCUCACUUUGUCUGAGUCCCACUCCACUUCAGAGCUAGCUUCAGACUUACACGUGCACUCAGAGAUGUCAGGUUAGAGCAUCUUCAGAUUUCAUUCACAACCGCAGUACCAGAUGUUUAUUUCAGAUAAAGAGUAAAAUAGCAUAUUAUCACACCUGAGCCUUUCAGAAUGAUCACUGAAAGGAAAAAUUACAGUGUAGGAUGAAACCGCUGUUAGCCUAAAAGAGGGGUUGUACUAUGGCCCUCUAAAGUACGGCCCACACUUAUUUCAACGAUGAGUAAGACUGAUAAAGAAGGAGUCUGGACGAGCUUGAGCAAGAGGGUGGAAAAAAGAGAUUUCACUGACCAGCUCUGUACUAGCUAAUCAUACAAUUUUUAAAAGCAGCAAGUUGUAUUUCUGUGCAGCCAACCUCAAUUUUAGGACGUUUGCACACUAACUUGUUUGACAGGUCUAACCUGAUUGCUACUAUGUAGUGGUCUCAUACCGCUAAUGCACAUAUAUCAAGCGUCAUGUUAACGAACUAGCAUUACCAUCUGGUAAGCACUCAUUAUGAAGCAUAGAUUCAUAACCAAAAAGAAAAGCUUUAAAGCUUACCAUGGACCCCCAGGGAUGAAUGAAAUUACUAAUUUGACACCAGUAUUCAAGAAGUCUUUCAAGCACACUGUGAGAUGUAUAAGACUGGGGAUCCUGGAACAGCUUCAGUCAACUUGUUCACCAUUGACAGAAGUUCAUACGCACAUUUACAAGUAAACACACACAAAAAAAUAGGCUCACUGGCUAUCAAGAGCCAAUGAUACAGGUCUGGAAAAGUAAACCGGCCUGUCCAGAUUUUGUAAAGUUUGGAAAAUGCACAUACGUCUGAAAAUAUUCACUUUUUUCAGAGGUGACGGAACAAAGUAAAAGUAUUAGUAAACCUGCUGUCACCAGCCAUAAUGUGGCAUGGCAUCUGGAAAUCUUACUUUUGUUCCCGAUCACUUUUAAUUUAAACCCUCAGAAUUUCAGAAAAUUAUAUGUUGCUGUUUUAAGCAGGCAAGGUAGGUUUAGGGAAAGUGUGCUUUUCAAAUUUCAAGCCUUAAUUACCAAAUACAGUACGUUAAACAUCAGACUGAUAAUUGAAACUACCAAGUGACGAACCUCAGAAAUUAAUCUGAGGUUGCAUUUUCUUAAUGAACUUGGCCCAACAUUUCGUACACAGUCGAAACAUAAUGGCUUGUAAAAAGGAACUUAAAGAGAACAGUGAGGUAGAGAGAUGUGCUCAUCCUCUCUCAACCACAGGCUGGGACCUGUGGCUGGAUCUCCAUCGUGUUUGUCAGUUUGUCGGAGUUUAGGGUUUUUAAUAAAGAUAUUGUUAUGUAGAAAAAUAAAAACUUAAGAAAAAACAACAAAAAAACAGACAAAAACAAAAAGAUAAAAUUCAUCUCUGCUUUUGAGGCAUGCGAGUGGAUCCAUUGGACUGUCGGUCCGGACUGAAAUAGCUCUAUAACUAUUGGAUGUAUUGCCAUGAAACUUAGCACAGUCAUCGAGGGCCCCCCAGAGGAUGAAGUCAAAAGUUAUUCUGAUUUUUCAUGUCGGUCCGUUAACCAGUCAGCAACACUUUAUAACAGGAUACCUCUAAACUAAUGACAGCAUCAAUCUCAGCUCUACUUUGAUAUAAAUCCUAUCACAACAUUACACUUACAUGAUAAGUGUUAGCAUACUGCGCUAACAAGUCUGACAGGGAACAACAUGGCCUUUCCUCGGCGGCUCCCCUCAUGCCAAACAUUCGCCCCACUUGUGGUAAAGAUCUAACAGCAGCAAACGUAUCUCUACUUUUCAACUAUUAAAAUAUCUUUUCUAGCGCGUGCUAUAAACUUUUAAUCUUACAUUUUUGCAUCUAUGAGCCAUGUUCUGUCAGCAUCUCAGACUGAACUCAUACCAUGACUUGCAUGAAGCCAGCUCCCUAUCGUCAUGUUCUGAAGACUUGAUGGUUGCAAUACUAGAAAUAUUACUACCAAUACAGAAUUUUAGUACAUUUAGUAUAAAGUACAAUUACAUCUUUGUAUUUAAAAUAAAUCAGCAUGAAUCUGGCUGGUUAUAGCGGACAGUUAAUCACAUGCAUGAGACCAUACAGCUCACAGCAUCCCACAUUUACACACUCAUGUCAGAUUGGCUCCAGAAAGCCAGCAGUGCUGCUUACAUUUCUUUACUUUAAAAACAAAAUUUCUUCCUAUGGAAGACUAAUUAAAAGCGUGAUAGUAAAUAAAGGCAAGACGUUGUGCAUGUCAUCAGCUCGCUGCACAUUCAAGACAUCCCUGUAACAAUAUCUGCUGCAUAUGGUGGAUGCUGAUAACAUAUACACUUGUAUCCAUGUAUUAUACACACAGUAGGCUAACUGCAGAGAGAGUUAAGGGCUAUAUUUUAUGUCCACUGCUCUGUCUUUGACAUUGAAAGUGAUGCUCCACUUUAAGUAUCAAACACUCACUCACUGGAAACUUGUAAGGUGGCUGCAAAAGUGUGUUCCCUCUUCAUCAGUAGAAACCUGACGGUGGAAAUUGAGUUUGCUAAGCUAGAUUACAAAAAUGACACACUGAGCGAAUGGAUAGAAAGCAGAGUUUGCACUUCAGGAAUUGUUUGAUGCAUUGGAUGGAUAUGGACAUUAGACAUGUAAUAUAAUUGGUCCUUUCAAAGUCCCGCCUCUUUUCCCUUUGUGCUCUAAUAACAGUUGAGCAAGAUUAAAACACGGCAGAACCUCGGUCACCUUAACCCCUUUCCUGUUAUACUUCAUCACACUAUGUGCUUGUUAAAAAUGUUAAAAAGAAAACUACAAUUUGAAGAUGGUUAAAUCGUGUUGCUGAGGGACGGUCAUAGUCUUCACAGCCACAUUAGCUACACUUGGCAAAAUGCUAGCUAACUAUGUUUGCUAACUAACACAUAGCCACAUCAAGAGGAGUUAGCCUAUUGUCAGAUCACCAAUUUCAGGACAGGACAGUUAGGAAUUAUUGUUAACCAAAUUGAGGCUAGCGUUCCUUUGUUUUUAUUAUCUCUGUAAGGCUACAUCUGUGUCCACAAGUAGCUAACUUUCUACUGUAAAGAGAGACCAACUUUAGGUCAGCACUAAGGUCUGAAGUCAGUGAUAAAUACGUAGAGUGCAGGAGCAAUGUUGAAUGAUAGUCUUGUCGUCCUCAGUCUCUACUUCUUCCUGUUAUGUUAAGACUGGACACUUCAAUUGCCUUUUUUAUAAAAGUUAACAUCGUGAAUAUAUCCUUCCAUCACAUACUGUAGUCCUUGUUGUCGGCUUCUUGACGAUAUAUUGCCUGACGCCUAGAAACUAUCUUGAUAUACGCUGCAGCACCCUGCUAAACAGAACCAGCAUCACUGUUUCCUUUUUGUCAAGCUUGUCUUGUAUCCAACAGCAUCUACUGCUCAAUUGAUGAAAUUCAAGCUGACCACAGUCGUUGCAAGAAGAAGACAAACUUUUAACAGCCACCAGAGACAGUGUUUGAUCCUUCAAGGACAGAUUUAGGAUGGAGUAUCACUUUAAAGCAAAGACACCAACACACAUACAGCUGGUUGUCAAUGUCAAUAUAACUGUGUACUCUGCCUGCAGCCUGCCUUUCAUAAAUUGUGUGGUUCAAUAUUAAGGAUUUCAAAGAGUGUGUGUCCCAAUGUUUUGUCAGACUGCUUAUAAACACAUAUGGGACACAAUGUCAACAGAAUGUUCAAAUAAAUGUAACGUUACUCCUCCUCCCUGACAAAAUUAAGCAAUUAUUUAUCAAGCCUCUGGUUGCAGCACUGCAUCAUGUGACACUUCAUGACAUCGCAUUCAGCUUGUCCAUUGAUAAGUAAUGGUUUUAUUCAUGUAGAACAAAAUCACAAGUCUGAAGUUGCUCAGCUCCUAAAAGCCAUUGUCUGUUGAGAUACUUGUAAUGUUACAAAUGCAUAUGAAUACCUGUGAUCCAUACUGUUUUAUGAUGAGCUCAAAUGUGAUAUGAGAAAAUGGUCUGAAGAGAUAUUAUUUGAUGGGCGGUUACUAGUAUUCUGUGGGAUGGAUUUAUAGUACUGUAGGUGAGAACUGCAAAACAUGGCCCAAAUAGACUUUUGUGCCAAUUUGCAGAUAGAUUAUAUGUUGUCAAAAACAUGGGCCACAUGGGUUUAUACGCCUCUGAAUACUCAGCGGUAUUUCUUCUUUUUAUAUUUGCUUUCAGGGUUUGUUUUUAUUUUCUCUAGAUAGCUACUGAGGCUAAAACUGAAUGUUGUGUAAAGAACAAAAAUUAAUGCAAUGCAAUACUAUGGUUAUUGAUUCUUUUUAAGACUUUUCAUCACAUCUGUGUUGGUUAUUUGAAAAGAUAAAAAAAAGAAGAAAGGUUUAAUUUUAGCUCGUGUUUAUCUCGUCAAAUCUGAUUUGACUCGGCAGACGUAGACUUUAAAAGGUGAUAAUAAUAUUAGAGGUUGGAUUCUAUCUGUAUAUAUGAGAUGUACAUUUCUAGCGUGUGCAUAAAAAUCAAAAGAUUUAGUUAUAAAGAUGUAUGGUUUUUGGAUUAUCAAAGGGCUGGUGUGUCUUUUUCUACUAUUUUGGUACUGUGUUACAAUCAGUUGUCUGUCUACUUUUGAUUUGUACGGUCUGUUGGAUUUAUUUGUACUUUCACUUUUGCUAUGGAGUCGCAUUAGCUUGGAUCUUAUUUGGGCAUGAAUCCUGGGCAUUUAUUUCACACAUUGAAUCAGUUAUUGUGAAGUAUGAUUGAAUUUGUUUAUUUUUGGGGUAAACACAACGCAGCACAUGUCUACUUUAGAGUUUUGAAGAAAGUUGAGUCCUGAGUGGAAACAUUUUGUCUCUUAAAGUAGACCUCUCAGCUUUUUUUUUAUGCUUCUCUUUUGUCUCAAUGCUUUGUGUAAUAUUAAGGACUUGACACAAGAAGGGAAUUCAACUGGUGUAGUAUAUUUGGCGCCUCCUCUCAGCGAAUCCAGAAUCUGAGCACCAUUAGACAAUCUUGUUACUUUUCCGUUUGAUCAUCCGAUGUACAUAUUUUACUUUCUUUGUCUGAAACUUUUUAAACGAUCAUUUACAUCCAUGUGGAAUUAAAAUGUAAUUGGCGAAAAGAAUGUGUAUUGCUGCUCGAUAUCAGCUGUCUGUUGUAGAAGUGCGACUAUAUUGCUGCUAGGGGCAAAAUGAUGCAGUCUCAGCUCAGUCAUAACUGUGCACCUUGAUACAGAAAAUGAAUCAACUCAAUGACGUGCAAAGUGUAAAUACUACUAUUGCUUGUCUUCUACGCUACAGUUUUGCCUUUAACCUGACACAGCUAUGUCAAAGCAAUGGCUUUUAUGCUGAAACCUCUAUGCUCUUAUACAGGUACAACAUAUACCGACUUUUGACAGUUAUCAUUGGCCUCUUAUUCACAUCAUGUAUUUUAAACAAACUAUCGAAUGGCAUUUAGAUCGAGUCAGCCACUGAGUAAAUGAAACCUCAUGUGGAUGUUGUUUCCUCAGGGAAAUGUGUCUAUUUGUAAUGAAUUCAGAAAAUAAUAAAAGUUGAUACCCAAACUGAAUGAAAAUAUAGUGUUGGUAAAACUUUUUAUUGCAGUCCAUCUGUACUGUAUGUCAGCUCCUUCAGUACACUUUAUCUGGUGGGCUUUUUAUUUGCAGCUCCUACACCUCAGCAAGAGGCCAAUGUGGGAUAUAUUUUUUGUUUUUAUUGGCAGAGAUGUACUUUUUUUUUUUUUUUUUUGAAAAUUUUUGUACUUUAUAAUUUAUUUUUUAUUUAUUUUCAUUUCUUUCUCCCUAAGGAUUGUAUUUCAGAUUUAUCUUGAUUUCUUUCUUUUCAAUAAAUGUUCUCAAAAUGGCA
Messenger RNA from Epinephelus moara (kelp grouper), 10393 nucleotides. It is a transcript of the gene atp13a3, whose product is annotated as ATPase 13A3. Gene Ontology annotation, biological process: polyamine transmembrane transport; intracellular calcium ion homeostasis. Gene Ontology annotation, molecular function: P-type ion transporter activity; ATP binding; ATPase-coupled monoatomic cation transmembrane transporter activity. Gene Ontology annotation, cellular component: late endosome membrane. NCBI's taxonomy places the organism in Eukaryota, Metazoa, Chordata, Actinopteri, Perciformes, Serranidae. Bases 312 to 4118 code for a protein of 1268 amino acids. The transcript is spliced from 34 exons. The record is from RefSeq and is a predicted model, not a curated record.